Lytechinus pictus (painted urchin) is the source of this 1938-nucleotide messenger RNA. Its product is annotated as cytochrome P450 2J4-like. The record is from RefSeq and is a predicted model, not a curated record. Bases 1 to 1563 code for a protein of 520 amino acids. Gene Ontology annotation, biological process: xenobiotic metabolic process. The transcript has 4 exons. NCBI's taxonomy places the organism in Eukaryota, Metazoa, Echinodermata, Echinoidea, Temnopleuroida, Toxopneustidae. Gene Ontology annotation, cellular component: intracellular membrane-bounded organelle; cytoplasm. Gene Ontology annotation, molecular function: heme binding; oxidoreductase activity, acting on paired donors, with incorporation or reduction of molecular oxygen, reduced flavin or flavoprotein as one donor, and incorporation of one atom of oxygen; iron ion binding.
AUGUUUAUGACCGUAGCCCCCGCCAUAGCCUUCGAACAAUUCACUUCCCAGACCGUAUCCAGUGUGCUGACGGAUUCGGUCAGUUUCUUUUGGGCGAGGUAUAACAUCAUGGAUAUAAUUUCCUUCUCCAUCACGUUCUUGUUGCUCGGAGUUUUCGGAUUCCUUUCCAUGUUCUGCUUCACCAAUAGUAACAAAAAACUCCCACCAGGUCCAUGGCUGCUACCGUUUGUGAGAUACCGAUUUGGGUCUGGCUUGGUUCACGAAACAUUCGUGGAAGUGGCGAAGAAGUAUGGACCGGUUUUCAGUGUUCGACGAGGCCUGUUUCUCUGUGUUGUCUUGAAUGACAAGGAAAGUUUGAAAGAGGCGCUGGUGAAGUCAGGGGUAUUCUUCUCAGAUAGAUUCGUUCCAGGGUCUCUUAGAUGGACAAUACCUGACACUAUAAAGAAAGCGACUGUAACUUGGAGCAACGGAAAACCUUGGAAGGACCUACGGGAUUUCUGCCUUAAUGUAUUUCGCUCCUUCAGCAUUGAUGAGGCAAACUUAGAAUCUAGGAUCAACCUUGAGGCUCGUUACAUGGCUGAGGAAAUCAGAAAUCAUGACAGUCGACCCAUGGUUAUAUCAGGUUUACUCAAUAAAGUGACUGGUAAUAUCAUGGCUCAACUAAUUUUCGGCCAUAGAUUUGAUUAUGAUGACGUCGAGUUUACUGCCGCUUUACGAAUAAUGGCCGAAGCCGGCGCCUUCAUUGGUGAACACGAUCUAGUCAAUGUCUUUGAACGACUUAUCCAUGCUCCUAGGUACAAACCCUUUCGUGAAAUGAUAACCAAACUCAAGAUUUUCAUUCAGUCUCAGCUUUCGAUCAACCGAGAAACUUUCCAAAAAGACCACAUUCGACAUUUUGUUGACGCAUUUUUAGCAGACGACAUCUCCGAAGAAUACAAAUGGAAAGAUUUCUGGAGAAUCGCGUUCGAUGUUUUUACCGGUGGUACAGAGAAUGCAGCAGUUUUUGCUUCAUGGGCGAUCCUCCUCCUAGCUGUCCAUCCAGAUGUACAACAUAAGAUGCAGAGUGAACUGGAUGCAGUCGUUGGAGACGGUCGACAACCAACCACCAAUGACCGGUCAAAUCUUCCAUACUGCGAAGCUACCCUGAUGGAGAUCAUGCGAAUCAGACCUGUCCUCCCAUUAUCCCUCCCUCACAUGACGUCAGCAGAUGUCACUCUUGGACCUUAUACCGUUCCUAAGGGGACUAUCGUUAUCCCUAACCUGUGGGCUGUUCAUCAUGAUCCUAAAGACUGGUGUGAUCCACACGUAUUCAACCCGGAUAGAUUUCUGAGUGAAGAUGGUCAGAGUGUGCUAAACAAUGAUGCUUUGAUGCCAUUCAGUAUUGGUCGCCGUGACUGUCCUGGUAGUCAACUCGGCAAGAUGGAGACAUUUCUACUCUUCACCAACCUCUUCCAGCAGUUCGAAUUCAAACUUCCUCCUGAUCAACCAACCCACAACACGCGAGGAUUACUUGGUCUAACUUUGCAACCAGAACCGUACAAGAUCUGCGCCGUUGAGCGCUGAAAGUCCAUCCCUCCCCUCUCCGCAGAUGAUAUUUUGUAUAUAUAUAUAUUUUUUGUUUAUCUUACACUUUCAUCAUUUAAUGACAGCGGGCAUUAGAUCAAUCGCAACAACUUACCACCCGACAUAAUAAACCGCUGAAUUCACAUUUGGGCAUUUCAUUCGGGCAUUAUGUAGGAGGAAAAAUAUAGUCAAUUUCAAAGGAGAGACCUGGGGAGUGUUUCAUCAACAUUUUCAUCCGACAAGUUGUCAGAUCUGACAUCUUUCUCUGAUGUUGAUUAGCUGAGAGGUACUGUUACUAUGGUAACUGUCGGAUAAAAUGGGACUUGUCGGAUAAAACGUCCGACAAGUCCUUUCAUGAAACGCCCCCCAGGGGUG